UUUAAAAAUCAGCAGUCGAUCAAAUAUGAUGGUUAUGGCAACUUCAAUAAAAGAUUCAUUAUUUCAGCUUAUAAGCUAUUUUCAACUUUGUGUUCUUAAGACCACCACCAUUUUAUAAAUGACUUAAACCAAGCCGACUAUGAAGUAGAUACAUAAAGCAAUCUUUUUGCGACGGUAUAAGUAUAUAAAGUGUACAGAACCUGUUCAAAAAUGAUAUCUUAUCCAUCACUGAAGUCAUCACAUCCGCACUUUUUAACGCUUGAUAUCCAACUGCCAUGCGACACUCGCUGUGACGAAAGCUUCAAAUCCAAGGAAUGCCAGAAAGCUCUUUGGCUGGGCAUUCGAUGGAAAUAUGAUUCAGCCAACGUCAACAGAGCCGGCAAAGCGAUAAGUCUCAUUGUUUUGUCCAGUUUGUCGCUUCACGCCCUACCCUAAAGUUGUGCUCCUUGGCGCUAUAAAGCUGUAACCAUGAUGUACUCCAAGGCUGAAGUAGUCCAGGCAGCAAACAUGUCGCUGGGUGCAAUGCAUUGCACGCGAUGCGCCGAUGGAUUCGAACCCACCGAGAAGAUCGUCAACUCCAAUGGAGAACUCUGGCAUACACAGUGCUUUGUAUGUGCUCAGUGCUUCCGACCCUUCCAGGAUGGAAUUUUCUACGAGUUCGAGGGUCGCAAGUAUUGCGAACGCGACUUCCACGUGCUGUUUGCGCCCUGCUGCAACAAAUGCGGCGAGUUCGUCAUCGGGCGGGUCAUCAAGGCCAUGUCAGCCAGCUGGCAUCCGCAGUGCUUCCGCUGCCAACUGUGUGCCAAGGAGCUGGCCGACUGCGGUUUCAUCAAGAACCAAAACCGCGCCCUGUGCCACGAGUGCAAUGCCAAGGUGAAGGCGGAGAUCACCGGCCGCUAUGUAUGCCAAAAAUGCCAUGGCCUCAUCGACGAGGAGCCAUUGCGGUUCCGCGGAGAAGUGUACCACGGCUAUCACUUCAGUUGCACGGCCUGCGGCACUGAGCUGGAUUCCACGGCUCGAGAGGUUAAGAGCCGACCAGGAUUGGCCGCCAACGAUAUGAACGAACUGUAUUGUCUGCGUUGCCAUGAUAAAAUGGGCAUUCCCAUCUGUGGCGCCUGUCGUCGGCCAAUUGAGGAGCGAGUGGUCACGGCGCUGGGCAAGCACUGGCAUGUGGAGCACUUCGUGUGCGCCAAGUGCGAGAAGCCCUUCCUGGGCCACCGGCACUACGAGAAGAGGGGAUUGGCCUAUUGCGAGACGCACUACCAUCAGCUCUUUGGCAACCUGUGCUUCGUAUGCAACCAGGUCAUUGGAGGCGAUGUUUUCACUGCUCUGAACAAGGCCUGGUGUGUUCACCACUUUGCAUGCUCGGUGUGCGACACGAAAAUGACACAGAAGUCCAAGUUUUACGAGUAUGACGAGAAGCCGGUGUGCAAAAAGUGCUAUGAGCGAUUCCCCAACGAACUGCGACGACGCCUGCGCACCGCCCACGAGAUGACGAUGAAGAAGAACGUCUAAGACAGUCUGGAGCCAGUCGUUAAUCCACACCAAACAGUGCCUUUGUCGUUGUAGACCAUAUUUAACAUUCGAGAAACAAAAACAAAACCAACUAAACCCUAAUGUGCAUGUCUUUUCAAUCUGUUGUAACCCUGUUGUGUGUAAUUUCUAAUGUAAAAAACUUGAAUCAACGGCAGCUAUAGCUAGGGAACAUAAUAAUAGUGUAUUAACAGCUUUUAACGUUGUUAUUUAAUUGAAUUUUAUUUAUAUAUAAAUGUUUUUAAAAUAAUUUCAAACGUAA
Messenger RNA from Drosophila gunungcola (fruit fly), 1795 nucleotides. RefSeq names its product LIM and senescent cell antigen-like-containing domain protein 1 (gene stck). The record is from RefSeq and is a predicted model, not a curated record. Gene Ontology annotation, cellular component: cell-cell junction; cytoplasm; focal adhesion. NCBI's taxonomy places the organism in Eukaryota, Metazoa, Arthropoda, Insecta, Diptera, Drosophilidae. The coding region runs from base 469 to 1515 and encodes 348 amino acids. The transcript is spliced from 6 exons. Gene Ontology annotation, biological process: positive regulation of substrate adhesion-dependent cell spreading; cell-cell adhesion; positive regulation of integrin-mediated signaling pathway.